Molecule: messenger RNA, 388 nt
Organism: Dissoconium aciculare CBS 342.82
Lineage: Eukaryota; Fungi; Ascomycota; Dothideomycetes; Mycosphaerellales; Dissoconiaceae
Exons: 2
Source: RefSeq, a predicted model, not a curated record
AUGUUCGAUCACGAGUUGAAGGACAAUGAGUACGUCAAUGGCAUGUUAAGCGGGUUGGCCGUAUUAGGCACAUGCGGCGAGCGGAACGGGUGGGUGCCCGCCAUUUCUUACACGACUACAUUGGCCGCGCGCAUCCAACAGGACCACGUCCAGCAGCAAAUACAGCAGGGCCGAUCCCACGACGACGCCACCGACGCAGCGCCCGCGAUCCAUCAGUUGGUGCAGCAGGACGUAGCGCGGUUCAUGACCAUGACCGAAUUUGGUGGCCAGCCGCAUCCCAUCCAGACCAUUUAUACCCAGAAGAUGUAUGGUAUGAAGAUCCGAUACACCACAAACGCCGCCGGUCAAAUCGGAUGGUCCGGGGCAAACCAGGACGUAAUCGUCGUCC